AUGCGUGUUCGACACAUGUGGCAUGUGUCGUUUCUUGUCAAUUUAAUGACAGCGCCCAAUACAACAGGGCUGGACUUGGUUCCUCUUUUCUUUAUUUGUUACAUGAUAUCCCUCAAUCGGAAUCCUUUAGCUCAUGUCCAUGUCCUGUGUGAAAUCGGAUUGGCUCCAGCUUGGCCGGCCACACAAGAAUACAUGAUCCAAUUGUGCGAGGACUCUUUUGCCAAUAAAGUAACAAGGAACAAGAGAUCAUUUCAAUUGGCAACAGAAAUGUCCAUUGGUAAUGAUGCAUGGAUGGUAUCCUGGAUGAUUGAACAUGAAUGUGCCUUAAGAGACGAAUUGCAUAAAAAUAUCUGUGAUCUGCUUGAAUCCAUUUGA
Molecule: messenger RNA, 375 nt
Organism: Lobosporangium transversale
Lineage: Eukaryota; Fungi; Mortierellomycota; Mortierellomycetes; Mortierellales; Mortierellaceae
Exons: 2
Coding region: 1-375 (124 amino acids)
Source: RefSeq, a predicted model, not a curated record